UUGACAAAAUGGCGCCCGUUUUUACCACUGACCAAGAUUUCGCGGACUCAGCCACUACUUCAUAAGGUAAAGAUAGCCAUAUUUGGCACUAUAAUGUUCGAAGAGCCUUGCGUGACUCAAGGCCUGGAAAAUUAUCCAAACUCGAAUUUACACCCUCAAACCUGUCUCAAAACUAUGCAAAAAAGUACUUGGACUGGAGGUCAUACAUCGUCUGUGUUAUCUUUAGACGUGAACAGAGAAGGUAUUUUAGCUUCAGGUGGAGAGGAUGAGCUGUGUAUCUGGUCAAAGGAUGGUACAUCUCAAAGCAAACUUCCGUUUACUUCAUAUCUGUCCGGUGACUGUGACACCAAAGAAGUAAACAGCGUUUGCUUUUGUGUGAAAAACCCUGAACGUUUAUACGCUUCUUGUGGGAACAAAAUAUUAGGUUAUGACCUGAGAAAUCUUGCCUCUACCGUUUGCGAAUUUCAGUUCAACGAGGAUGAAAUUAACCAAUUGGCCAUUCACGACAAGGGAACGUUCCUUGCCGCCUGCGAUGACAGCGGUGAAAUUAAAAUAAUAGAUGUGGCAUCAGGAAGAUUAUUUAAGUCACUGCACAACAAAGACGAUAACAUUUGUUCGACUGUUCAAUUCAGGUCUAACAGACCUUGGGAAAUAAUUUCCGGGGGCAUGGAUUUCAAAGUUGUCAGCUGGGACUUUUCCUCUGGAAGACCUCUUCAGGAAUUUAAUGUUCAGGAACUUGGAGGUGACAGUCAAGAAGGGGCCUAUUUCAUCAACCCACCAUUUGUUCACUCCAUUCACAUGGCAGGAAAUGGGAGAAUGUUUGUGGCUGGAUUAGGCAAUGGGAGCAUCCAACUUUUCAGGUUUGAAGGAAAGAAGAAAUUUGUUCCUGACGAGUGUCUGAAAAAACAUUCCUCCAGUGCAUCUCAAGUCCACUUCCCUAAGUUUAGUCCAAAUGACAUGCUAGUGUCAGGUGGAGAUGACUGUAGAGUUGUUCUAUGGAAUCUAAGUAGCGGCCAGUGCAACGGGACAUCGGUUGCAGAGAACAUUGCAAAAGAAGCCAGUUCUGUCUGUGUUGUCCAUGAAGUCCAGCAUGGAUCAAAGAUUAACUGGAUUUCAUCUAGUUCACCGACACAAAAUAUUUUUGUGGCCGAUCUAACAAAUGAUAUAUCUGUGUACUGUGUGACAUGAAGAUUGACUUCAAUUUACGUUAAUACAAAAAAUGACACACUUCAGAUUGAAAACAGUUUUUAGGAUUUAUUACCACAUGGUACCUUGAUUUGGAAAUUGUGGAGAAAACAAUCCGCUAUUCUGGUUUUCCCACAACUGACAAAAUCGAUUUAAAAAAAUGCAGGAUAAUAGCCUUGUACAUAACGCUACAAAUAACGCUUUCAUUUAAAUGGUCAUGUACUAGGGCUUUCACAGCAUACUUGUAAUGAACAGCACCACAUAAAUAUACUCCAUAGUAUUCACAUGAAUGAACAACAAAGGGGCAAAGCUGCAUGUCUGGGUUUUCUUGGACGAAGUAAACUGUUGUUAAUAUCAGUGUCUGUAUUAUGGAGGUCUCUGUAAAGGUAGGUUCAACUGUUAAAUCGCUUCCCCUUGAAUGGUUAUGCACUAGGGUUUCAUCGAGUCUCCAGACUACCGUAACUUAGAACUAGGUACCAUAAACAGUACCAUGUGAAAAUCUUGCGUAACAGCGAUCAUUUGAAUGGUCACACAGUAGGGUUUCAUCCGUGGUCUUUCAAAAGAACCUUCGAGUCCUACCCUGGGAGUGAAACUGAAAAUCAUGAAACUCAAAUUCCUUCCAAUCUUAAGUGGGCAAUUACCACUAUUAGACAUGCCUGCAGGGAGUCAUGGUAGUUCUAUUCAUCAUCUUAGACUGGGUUUUUUUUUCAUCAAUACAACUACCAUGAUGCCCAAAGGCACAUUUCAUAGAGGGAGGACAACAAUGCUGUUGGCAAAUGUACUUUAUUGUCCACAUGAUUAAAGGAACAAUGUUAAUAUCAAAGUCUAGUUUUCACAUACUUCAACUAUUUCGUUGGCUUGUUGGAAGGUCUUUGGGAGAAGAGGAUGUUACUUUAUAGACGUUUAUACAUCAUAAGAGAAGUGAAAAUUUAACCUUCAGAGGUCACAGUGUGGUUAAAAUUUGAACUGUUACAGAAACAAUAGUCUCCAUUUCACAUGGAAAUAUGCUUGGGCAUUUGUCCAUGGACAUCUGUUCCAAGAAGCGAACAGUUUUCUGAGAGCGUAGCUCGAGGAAAACUGUGAGCUUUGA
This is a messenger RNA of Orbicella faveolata, 2275 nucleotides long. RefSeq names its product WD repeat-containing protein 53-like. Gene Ontology annotation, molecular function: protein binding. The record is from RefSeq and is a predicted model, not a curated record. NCBI's taxonomy places the organism in Eukaryota, Metazoa, Cnidaria, Anthozoa, Scleractinia, Merulinidae.